AUGUCGAGUCAACCACUCCUUCAAACUGCGCCUGGAAAGCGCAUCGCUCUCCCCACACGCGUUGAACCCAAAGUCUUCUUCGCCAACGAGCGCACCUUUCUCUCCUGGCUCAACUUCACCGUCAUCCUCGGCGCUCUCGCAAUCGGCAUGUUGAAUUUUGGCGAUCGUCCCGCCUUCAUCUCCGCUUCCAUCUUCACAGUUAUCUCCAUGUUGACAAUGGGAUAUGCGUUGUAUACGUACCAUUGGCGUGCGAAGAGUAUUAGGUUGAGAGGACAAGGAGGAUUUGAUGAUCGGGUUGGUCCGACUGUGUUGGCUUUGGUCUUGUUGGUGGCAGUGGUGGUGAACUUUAUUUUGAGAAUUGUUUAUGGAAGGGAUUGA
This is a messenger RNA of Botrytis byssoidea, 378 nucleotides long. RefSeq lists its product as uncharacterized. Gene Ontology annotation, cellular component: fungal-type vacuole membrane; vacuolar transporter chaperone complex. The transcript is spliced from 2 exons. NCBI's taxonomy places the organism in Eukaryota, Fungi, Ascomycota, Leotiomycetes, Helotiales, Sclerotiniaceae. The coding region runs from base 1 to 378 and encodes 125 amino acids. The record is from RefSeq and is a predicted model, not a curated record.